Anastrepha ludens (Mexican fruit fly) is the source of this 2872-nucleotide messenger RNA. RefSeq lists its product as uncharacterized. The coding region runs from base 609 to 1790 and encodes 393 amino acids. The record is from RefSeq and is a predicted model, not a curated record. NCBI's taxonomy places the organism in Eukaryota, Metazoa, Arthropoda, Insecta, Diptera, Tephritidae. Gene Ontology annotation, biological process: embryonic development via the syncytial blastoderm; cell surface receptor signaling pathway via JAK-STAT. The transcript has 4 exons.
GUGUGGCUGUGUACGGAAGCGCUGGAUGCCGCCGCCGCCGCCGUCGUAGACUAGCUCUUAAGAGAGUCCGCAUUUAAAUGUUUUACGUUAGUUCAUAAAAAGACUGCGAAACGCAAGCAACGCUAUUAUUAAGUAUAAGUACGAGAAACGGAGCAAAAAUCAAAAAUCAAAUAAAAAUCGUACCUACAAGAAAUAAGCAAAACGAACGAAAUACAAAUUAAUUUAGAGAAUUCAAUAAUUAUUAACGCCUUAACAAAGUCAACUCCAACUCGAAGUAGCUGUGAAUUAAGUCAUUUAUAAACAAAAUACUAAGCCGUAGCUAAUUAGUGACGUGAUUUACAAUAGAAAGGAAUAAUAGACUUGUAAGCGGCUAAUAAGAUUUUACCUUAAAAACGAGGCGUGUGUUUUUUGAAACAAAAAAACAAUAAACAAAUAAUUUAUUAAAAAAAAAAAUAUUUAUAUCCAUAUACAACAACGCAAGUUCGUAUGCGAGUGUGAUUUCCUACGAAAGCGCACUUUUCAGCGGAAAACUGGGAACUAACAGUAUUUUCUCAAAGAGGCAAAAGCUUUCUUCAUUCCUAACUCAACCUCAUCACAAAUCCAGCACCAUGGCUACCCCACGUGCCAGCAGCCGCAAUGCCACUACGAUGCCUUCAGGCUUAACAUCCUUAACACAAAGAACACAACCACGAACAAAACAGUUAACAACCUUAACAGUGCUAAUGUUAACAAUGCUAACAGUAUUAACACAAAUGCCGGCUCGCAGCACAGCGGCAUCCUUACACGCCACCAAAGAGUCUGCCUUCGCCGCCGCCGCUCCCGCCGCACCAGUAUUAAACACAGCCGGCGCCGACAAUGCGCUAAGCAACAGCCAGCCUGCAGUGCUGCAGCAAAUGUACGACAGCACCGCAAAUGGGCAGCGCGGACGACGGAAACGCUUGCACAAGCGUCACAAUGCUAGCAUACGUUUGAGUGAAUUGGCGGGAGCGAGCGAAGCAGAGAUUUCACGCGAAUGGCACAAUUCGUGUGGUGGACAGGAGGUGAUGCCGCGCAGUGAGCGUCCAAUGCAUGCCGGCAAUCACAAAUAUGUGCGGAAACAGUUGGUCGCCUUAACCAAAUCGCUGCGCUAUGAAAAUACGACACUCAAUAGGCUGCAUAAAAUCAAUAUCGAGGACAUGCCCGCAUGGCGGCUGCACAGCAACAAAUACAAAUUUCUGCCUAGUUUGAAUCGCAAUUCUAAAGUCGAACUACGCCGCUGGCAUCGUGACAUGCAAACGUAUGUCGCCUCGUUCAUCGAAUUGGGUGUCAAGCAAUAUCGUUGGGAUCAGGAGAAACGUCAGCAUACAAGUGCGGAAGCAUAUGAAAUCAACUCAUUGGUGCUCAGCUCCAAACGCGAGCUCUGCGAGUUAGAAACGGCGUUCAACGCCACACAUCCAAAAGGCAAAUUGCAAUUCAUAACAGGCGAAGAAAUGCAAAAAAAGUUGAAAUUCUAUUCGAGAGAUGAAAAGCGUGUAGCCGAGCGCGGCGCCGACCCAAUCGAUUUGAGAUAUGCCAAGCAACGCUACACCAAAUAUAUACGUCACAUGUUUCAUAUAUUGCGCCACCAGCUGAGAACAAGGCGGGCAGCAGCGAGAGCGUCUUCAAAAUCGAUGGCGUACAGCUAUGAGAACAACAGCCAACAAUGGGCCGCACUUGCGCAGGCGAUAGACUACAGUGCAGGUAGCGAACAAUCCGCGCAGGGGGCAGAUGAGGCGAACAGCAAUGAAUCGUCUUUGGGAUUGGCAUUGUGAGAGAGUGCCAAAAAUCCAGUGCGGGUAACGGGUAGCAGGAGAUAUAUGCAUGCAUAUUAGGCGUGCAUAUGUGAAAUCUCUCAAUAUGUGCCAUUAAUAGCGGAAUGAAAAGAAGCUCUGCCACCGAAGUGCGUUUCACGGCAGCCGCUACGGGUUGGUAUUUGCAGAAGGAUGCCUCCUAGUGCUGACACCACAGCAGCGAUCCUGUGCAAUGUAAAUGGAAAUAUUUUAUGGUGUUGCCACAACUACCAUGCAGCAAUUCAAAAUCUGCGGCGGCGAAUGUUUCAUGAUGCUACAGCAACAAUCGAGCAACCCGAGUGCCGGCUAUGUUACACUACUUCCAGCCAUCACAACACAUUCCAUUUUAGCUCUAAGUACACAAUGUCCAGUGAUAGGCUAGAGUUCCUCAAAUUAUGCAUCACAUUAAAUAUUUAUUUAUGACUUCACUUAUUUAUUGCAUUCAUUUAGGCGUAAGCGCGCAUUGCAUAUCAUGAAAUCUAUUUAUUCCAAACAUGUCCAGCAUUUCAUUUAGCAAUUAAGUUUUUUUUUUUUAUAUACAAUUGCAGUUGAUAAUUUUGUACACAGUUAGUUAUUAGGUAAUUAGUUAGUUAGCUUUUCAAAUUGUUAAUAUAGUAUUAAACUAGCUUUUUUACGCGAUGGUAUUAUGUCUGUAUGUCUUUUGAAAUGUGCGCAUGUUUAUUUUCUGCGCCAAGUAAGUAGUUGUGCGAUUUUAUGCUUACUGUGAUUAACUACCUGUUUAAGUGAUUAUUUAUCUGUUUACGCAUACGUACAUGUGUGUGCGUGUGUAUGUGCUAGUCUAUGUAAGUAGCUAGGUUUUCGUAGAGUGUAGAAGAAAAUGAGGAUACACAGAUUAUCAAAAUAAAUAUAAAAAAAUACACUGUAAAUAUCACAUUUGAUAAGCCUUAGAAACCAGUAAAAUUAAGUUUAAACGAACGACUCAUGCAAUCCGCGUUCACCUCCGCACUCACAUGCAUAUGUAUACAUACAUAUGUGUGUAUGUGUAGGUGUUGUCACUCCACAGGUGAUUGCAUGAACGAAUCUUUAGCUCUUAAGUGCGUAAU